This is a messenger RNA of Bombina bombina (fire-bellied toad), 2510 nucleotides long. Its product is annotated as oocyte zinc finger protein XlCOF8.4. Gene Ontology annotation, biological process: regulation of transcription by RNA polymerase II; central nervous system development. Bases 467 to 1780 code for a protein of 437 amino acids. The transcript is spliced from 11 exons. Gene Ontology annotation, molecular function: DNA-binding transcription factor activity, RNA polymerase II-specific; RNA polymerase II cis-regulatory region sequence-specific DNA binding. Gene Ontology annotation, cellular component: nucleus. NCBI's taxonomy places the organism in Eukaryota, Metazoa, Chordata, Amphibia, Anura, Bombinatoridae. The record is from RefSeq and is a predicted model, not a curated record.
GUAGUCCUACAGUUAGUGAUUUACCAUGGCCUUAAAUGGUCAUAUACAAGAAUAAUAGAGUUCCUGCUCACAAGAGCUUGCAAUCUGCAAAUUUAGGAACACAAAGAAGAAUUGUGAGUUCAUACAGGAGCGAGAGAACAACAGCAGGUUCAGCCGUCUGCAUAACCUCUUAAGGGCUACUUAGCUGUUUGCUGAUGCGGUCUAUGGAUUUCCCUACUCGAUACCCGUAAGCACAGGGGCAGGAGUGACACGCAGGAUACGUCACUUUCACCUGAACCAACUGGAAUAGAGACUGGAGUGACACGCAGGAUACGUCACUUUACCUGGGCCUAUCGGAACGACGGUUAACACAGGACACGUGUUUUCCUACACUUGGAGGACGCCCGGCUGGCAAAACGCUCGAUCCGCGAACGGUGGACAGGCUGGAGCCUGGAAGAGCACAACACUUUGAGCCGAAAUUAAUACGAUGACCAAAUACAAGAAGCAGAUGGCGGAGCAGUUUUUGAAUCAUGCGCUAGGGAUUAUUUACCUGCUCACUGGAGAGGAAUACAUCAUAGUAAGGAAAAGUUCCCCUCACAUCCGCAUUCACCGGCUGACUGGCGAGGUCCCUAUGAAGUGUGAUGAUGUUGCUGUGUAUUUCUCUAUGGAGGAGUGGGAGUAUAUAGAGGGACACAAGGAGCUUUACAAAGACGCCAUGAUAGAGACUUGCCAGACGCCCAGAACUACAGACAUCCCAACAGACAAGAGAUCAGCUUGUGCAUUUGAAGACAAUGAUGAGAUUGUACUAAAUGAUGAAACAGAAGAUCUGUGCAUAAGGAGUCAUUCAGAAGCUCUAGACCAGGACAUUGGUGACCUUAUACGCUCAGAUCUCCAUGAAGAUUAUUCAAAAUGUAGGAAUGAAGAGGAUGAUGACGAGUAUGAUCAUCAGCAGAUGGAAACCACUUUAGUCUGUUGUUCAGAUCUCCAUGAAGAUUAUUCAAAAUGUAGGAAUGAAGAGGAUGAUGACGAGUAUGAUCAUCAGCAGAUGGAAACCACUUUAGUCUGUUGUUCAGUAACAGGUCUUCAUGAAGAACAUUUAGAUGCUGUAAUAAAAUAUGAGGAAGAAGAAGAUGAAAGAGAGGAAAAUGAAAUUCAUCAUUUGGAAACCACUUAUGACCCGUGCACAGAUGGGCCUUGGAAUGUUUCUGGAACAUACCAUAAUACAGUUAGAUGUAUAAGCCAAGAAGAUGUCAACAUGCCAGAAUUUCACCAAAAUGCUGUUGUAAAAAAGUGUACAAUUAAACCAUUUGUCCCUCAGUGUGGGAACUUGUUUGGCCAUACAAUGACAAAAAAGAGUCCCGGAGCUGAAAAAAGAUUUUCAUGUCCUGAGUGUGGGAAAGGUUUUACCAGACAAUCAAGUCUUAUUACACAUCAAAGAGUUCAUAAUGGAGAAAGACCAUUUUUAUGUUCUGAAUGCGGGAAAUGUUUUACUCGGAAACAAUAUCUUCUUGAUCAUUCAAGAGUUCAUACAGGAGAAAAACCAUUUCCAUGUUUUGAAUGUGGGAAGUGUUUUACCCAAAAAUUAUACCUGGUUACACAUCAGAAAACUCACACAGGAGAGAAGCCAUUUUCAUGCUCGGAAUGUGGGAAAUGUUUUGCUCAGCAAUCAGUCCUUAUUAGACAUAAGAAAAUCCAUACAGGAGAGAAACCAUUUUCAUGUCCUGAUUGUGGGAAAUGUUUUACUAGCAAAGGAUAUGUUUUUAAACAUCAGAAAAUCCAUGUAAGAGACAAACUGCUGUAAUUAUUCUGAAUGAAGAUUAUAUUGUCAGCAAAAUUAGAACUUCUAGAGAAGACAUGUUUGUGGUAAAUAUCUUACCCAACAAUAUAACCUGAUAUAACCUUAUUAAGCAAGAAAAAAAAUGUGGUCAUGUUUACAUACAGGAAUUGUUUUACUAGCUGAAUUCACUUUGCUACACUUACAAUAUUCCAGAAAGUCAGGACUUGCUUUGAAUAAAAAUAGUUAUAGAAUAAUGAAAUCAAUUAAUCAUGUGAAGUAUGGAAUGCCUUUUUAGGAAGUCCAAUAGAAGAAUAACAUUCUUAUUCACUUGGAAUAUUGUGUAAUCACUACCAUCACAAAAGACUGGUCUCUCAGAUUCUAUCUAUCUUUGUCAGAAAGAGGUACUACAAACAGCUGCUAUGAAUGAAGCAUGAAGCAAAAAUUGCAGACAGAUGAUUAAAAAAAUUAAGUGGCAGUGACAAGUAAAAUAAGAGUGCAUAUCUGAUUUUUAAGGGGCUUAGAGCCAAGACUAUUAAAAAAAGAAGGGGGAUAUGAAAGGAAAUCUGCUUCACUGUAUUAGCUAUAUUGAGAAAUGUUUAUAAUAUGUUACAAAUAUAUAUAUCUGUAGCUGCAGUUUACGUUUGCUGGAAUUUAAUUUCAAUGUUUUUUAACUUUGGAUUCAAACUUUCCAUUUUUUGCGGUCCCUUGGACACUGGACAUGUUAAAAUUUAAAGUAAAUGUAAUAUUUUUGGUC